UCUGGGUGGAGCGGUGAAGACGGUGAAUCAAUGGCAAACGGUAUGGCGGGACUUAAAAAGCCGCACCAGCAUUAAAGCACGGAAUAGGCGAAGGCAACAAGCUUUAACGGGAAACAGGCCUAUCAGUGAGGAGCCCCUAACGGAAUUCGAGAGGCGGGUGUCUGCUCUCAUAGGGGAGGAGUAUAUGAAGGGCCACGAUUCAACCCCUGAAAAUAUUCCACUGGAGGAGGUAAUCCAAAUGGGUAUCGAAGUGGAAGAUGAAAGGGUGAUUUCGGAAGCCCCGUCGCCUUUACGGACGCCACUGGCAGAGAAUUUCACGCUGAGGUCAGGUAAUUCCCAUAUCUCAGACAGGAGAACACCACGGGCGAGCUUGAAAAGAAAGCGCAUGGAAGAAGACGGUAAUGCUCGGAAGAAAUUUUUAGAAAUUGCAGAAAAACAGGCAGAUGCACUAAAGAUGCUAGCCCAGUCGAGUAGAGAAACAGUAGAAGUCGCGAAACAACAAGCAGAUGCUUUAAAGAUCUUAGCCGAAAGCAGCUCUGCAAAUGCCCAGGCGAAUAAAAUGCUGGCGGAGGCAAUAGCCGUAUUGGGGAAUGGUCUAAGCGCUACCGCAGAAGCAUUCAACAAUCUAACGAAUGCAAUCUACCGUAUGUAGAUUAGAAACAAAUUCCGCA
Molecule: messenger RNA, 671 nt
Organism: Anastrepha obliqua
Lineage: Eukaryota; Metazoa; Arthropoda; Insecta; Diptera; Tephritidae
Exons: 5
Coding region: 185-652 (155 amino acids)
Source: RefSeq, a predicted model, not a curated record